Messenger RNA from Neodiprion virginianus, 5283 nucleotides. Its product is annotated as G-protein coupled receptor moody. Gene Ontology annotation, biological process: G protein-coupled receptor signaling pathway. The transcript is spliced from 4 exons. Bases 1087 to 3102 code for a protein of 671 amino acids. Gene Ontology annotation, molecular function: G protein-coupled receptor activity. Gene Ontology annotation, cellular component: membrane. Lineage: Eukaryota; Metazoa; Arthropoda; Insecta; Hymenoptera; Diprionidae. The record is from RefSeq and is a predicted model, not a curated record.
GUUGGCUCUGAGAGCUUGACGAAACGAGAUCGGUGACAGUGAUUCUCCCCGAAUAUCUCGCCAAAUCACGUGCGCUUGUAACGUAAAGUUCUCAACGCUUUCGAACACGACGCUAAUACAAAAAAUCGGCAGAAAUAAGUUGAGAUAAAAUCGGUUUUCCAUUUCGUUUACACUCGCGUAUUUUCAGAGAGAGAAAUUAUUUAAAAAAAAAAUCGAAAUUUAAUUCAGUUCGCAGUAAUCAUUCAGACCCGAUUGUGAUUUAAUUUGUUCAUUCGCUUGUCCGCAUACAAGCUUUGAUUGACUCAUUCAAACCACCUGCAAAAGAAGAAUCUGUCUAAUUAAUUUUCGCAGUAUUGUCAGAUUAAAACGCGAUUAAUUAUACAUUCCCCGUUUUUGCAACUGUAUAAAUGAUAAUUUCUUUUACAGACAUGUUUUUCUUCCGUAUAUUAUCCAACGAUGUACUUAAACGUGGACGAUGCGAAAGCGGAUAAAAAGGAGGAUUUACAUUACACCGCGUGGCAGGGAACCGGGUGAUAAAAUUUAUCAUUUCGAACAAAACGUUACCGGCGAUCCGUGGAAAAACUAAACGAAGUCAUUGCCGGCUACAGUUGUUAGAAAAUUAACUUCUCCGGGUCGAAUGUUUAUCAAUCAGCUUGUGAAAUAACCCGGAUACACGUAUUUCGGGCUUGCCACUGGAGUUUCCGCAAGCUCUCCGCAAGCUCCGCGAAUCUGUCCGACUGUUUUGAUGUUUUGACAGAGCGUUCGCGUUACGCCUAUCCCAGCAUAAAUCCACGAAAAUAAACCGGAUUAGCGAGAAUUCACGAGAAUUGUGCAACGCGGAAUAAUUUCACCCUAAUUGCGGUAAUCGAGAAGCAGUGAAACCGCGGCGAGGAGCAGCGGAUAUAAAAUUAUAACAAGAGUUAUAACACCGGAGGAGAUGACGAAGAAUCGGACUUGCAACAGUACGAAUGUUUAGCGUUAAAAAUACGGUUCUCAAGUUUGAACAUUCAAAUUCGCGGGAGGCGUUCAAAAAUGUGUUGCUGCAGCCGUUACUGGUGAUUGACAAAAUACACAGAGAAAUCCAAGAUGCUGGAGUACUGGAUGGCCAGCAAUGUCUCGUGGGCAAAUAACUCUGACUAUCAGCUCGAAGACGUCUUGGAGGAUCCGGGAUUGGCGGAACUGUUCGCCGACUAUCCUCGUUCCUUGCUCUACUUCGCCGCCGGAUGCUGCGUGCUAUUCAUGCUCAUCGGGAUCCCGGGGAAUCUAAUCACCGUCGCCGCUCUAUUCCGAACGAAGAAGCUUCGCAACGCGACGGCAGUCUUCAUAAUGAACUUGUCCGUCUCGGACUUGAUGUUCUGUUGCUUUAAUUUGCCGCUGGCAACGUCGACCUUUUGGCACAGCGCUUGGCUCCAUGGACAGCUUCUUUGCCGUUUGUUUCCGCUGCUGAGGUACAGCUUGGUGGCCGUUAGUAUCUUCACCGUCUUGGCCAUCACCAUCAAUCGAUACGUCAUGAUUGGACAUCCCCGGCUCUAUCCGAGACUCUACAAGCCGAAGUACCUGGUCCUGAUGCUCGUCGCCAUAUGGAUUUGCGGUUUCGGAGCUUUGGUGGCGACGUGGUUCGGUCAAUGGGGUCGUUUCGGCCUGGACCCGGCGAUCGGCUCCUGUUCCAUUCUGCCCGAUGUCCACGGGCGGAGCCCUAAGGAGUUCCUCUUCAUCCUGGCCUUCCUCACCCCUUGUCUGGCGAUCAUAGUCUGUUACGCGAGGAUAUUUUACAUCGUAAGGAAGACGGCGCUCAGAAGCAGACGCAACAAGCUUGGAAAAGACCAGGCGAAGUCGAACCUCGAGGUGAAGUACACCAAGGGCCAGAACCUCGAGGACUCCGCGAUCGGCUCGAGCUGCGUGGCGACGAUGACGACGGAGAACGGAAGCUCGCCGACCAGGCAGGACAAGCUCAGCUUCAUCGGCGCCGCAUCCCCGAGACUCAGCUCGAGCUACCAGAACUUCCGUCAAUCCUCGAAGUUCGAAUACGUCGCUCAGUGCUCGCCGAGGCUGGAUGGAAGGUACCGAAGAUCCUCGGCCAGCUCCGAGCAAGGAUCGAGGAAGGAGAACGGAGCGAAGUUCGUUGUCAAUCUUCGAAACUCCUCGGUGAAUUUGUCCGGAAUGCGUAGCGAGUACAAAAACGAUUCGGGCAAGAGCCAAUCGGUGAGCUUCGGCUUGGCCGAAGAUGCGAAGAACAGGGAUCGAGAGAACGGCGGGACUCCGGGAAACCCCCUUACCGAUACGAAGAAGAACACCACCGGGGUUUUUAGCGUGAGCAACAACAACCUUACCGACCGAGACAAGGAGUCCAAGUCCAGUCUCGAGGAGCGGGACGACGAGAUUCCGUUCAUGGACAGCAACGUUCAGGGGAGAAACGGGGAGCCUGAAACACCCACGGGGAAGAACCCGAAGCCGAGACUCUUCGAUACCAGGCCGCAGAUCAGGUUCGAGGAGGUUUACGUCGAGGCGCACGGUGACAACCAGAAUAUCAUCAACGCCGAGAGCGUCGGCGACGAUCAGCGCUCGCGGCGAUUCGAGGUGAACAGCCUGCAGGUGCCGAGGAGAUUCCAGGGGAUUCAAAACUCAUCGGAGAGUCUCCUAACCUCGCAGAUGUCGCGAUACGACGAGAUAUCCGAGGACUUUGUCAGUUCGCGGUCGGAUUCGCCGUCGGAGAAACGCUCCGGCAAGAAGUCGAACGUUAUAAGACGAGAGUCCCGAUUUCGAAGCGUGAGGACGCGGCAGUUUGAGACGGGAAAGCUCACCACGAAGGACAAGAAGCUGCUUAAGAUGAUAAUGGUGAUAUUCGUGUCCUUCCUUAUAUGCUACUUGCCCAUCACCAUUACCAAGACUUUCAAGGACAUGGUCGAUUGGCGGGGCCUCAACAUCGCUGGGUACAUUCUCAUAUAUCUGACAACGUGUAUCAACCCGAUAAUAUACGUUGUUAUGAGUUCCGAAUACAGAAGCGCCUACAAAAACGUUCUUCUAUGUCGGAGCGACUCCGUGUCGGGCAAACCGAAUUCCGCCCCCGUUCUUCACGAGAAAAAGAAAUCCACCUUGAAAUAGACAACGAAUAUUACUAUUAUCGUCACUAUUAUUGUUAGUGUUAUGUACCGUCAGCUCUGAAAGUAUAAUGGCGAAAUGAUGUAUGAUUAUACCUAUACAUCGUUUAAUCAUCGUAAAAAAGUUACGCACGAUCACCUUCUGCGGCUACAUUCAAUUGGGCAACUGUCUGAAAACUUUAUGUAUAGAAUAAUACAAGGCGGCGAAAAAAUUCGGUGCAAAAUACUCGUUGUAAUACCCCAAAGUUUGUUUAGCUUCUGGUACGUCGAAUGAUUGAUAAAGUUCGGACGAUGUAGCAGAAUAUUAUAAUAAAUGAUAAAUUCGUAAGUUUUGUUCGUUCUCUUGUUAAUUAUAUAGAUACGUAUGUUCAAUUUUGUUACUGAAACGUACAGCUAAAUUUUUGAUUUCCCUUCCAUUCGAAAUAAAUACUAGUGAAAAUCUAAAAAUUUGUCCACGUUACUAAAUUGCAUUACGAGUAUUAAAGAGAUCCAAGUUUUAUGGAUAAAAUUGGAGGGUUUCGAGUGUUUUUGUAUUGUUUUUUGUUCGUUAAUCCGAAUUCCUCAAUAUAAAUCAGAUAUGAGAUGAGAAUUUAAUGUUGGGAUGCCGAAUUCUGAGCACAGGGUCGCAAUGAUAUUAAGACAUUUCAGAGAAUAUCGAAACGGUUACAAAACAAUUGCUGCGGUGUAAAUGUGUUACGUAAUUUACUCAUAAGUAUAAUAAAUCUAUAGACAUCAUAAACUGACUUAAUUUAUACAUUAUAAAUUGGUUAUUCAUAUAAUUUUAAUGUUGUUUAAUUACUCGAGCGUUAGUCAGAGGUACGUUACGUGUACUUACUUUAAAUAAUAAUAACAACAAUAAGAAUAAUAAUAAUAAAAAUUAUUAUUGUUAUUAUUAUACGGACAAAAACAGCACUGAGUUAUAGUGCAGAUUUUAAGAGGAUCUUUGAAAUACCUAUAUAUAAUAUUAUAUAAUCAUUUCCUUAAAGACUGAAUAUUUUUAAGGCUUGUGACGAAUGCGAUUUUUGAAAUUGAAUUUAACGAACAAACAACGAAAAUAAACAAAAAGAAACACGAAUAUUCAAAGGAGCCAAGUGUUACUCGUUUUGUUACAGUAUUGUAUAGAUUGAAAUAUCUAUAUAGACACACAUACAUAUUCACGCACUCACACUUUAAACAUUAUAUGCAGUAUGUACAAGGUUGCUCUACUGAAAUUAGCGCAAAGAAAAAAUCUCUUCAAUCUGUUAUUCAGUUGAAUAGAUAUUGAAAAAUUUCAAAAUUACACUUGACUUAGAUGUGCAGAUAUAAGUUAGAUUUUUUCAAACGAAUGCUUUAGAUUAGUUUUACAAAAGUUCACAAAUUUCCAAUUUCCAAAGAGAAAAGCUUUUUUUCAAUUACAUACAUACACUUUGAUUUCUUUGCGUCGUCUGCCUUGUACAUAUUAGUCAAUCUUUACUGGCGUUUCAGCUAUGAUUACGCAUGGGAGUCUAAUAACAUUAUAUCCAUAUUAUGGAAUUUUUAUUUAUAUAUAUAUAUAUAUAUGAAUAAUAUGACGAAAAAUUGUUUUUAUUCGAUUAAAAAUCUGUCUACUAUUAUAAGCAUAUAUGGUUGCUGUAUGUUCUCCUACUGUAUACAUUCGGUUCAUUAUUAUCGUUAGAAUAUAAAGUUUAUAAAUAACUAACGUGUCGGAAACUCAUAGCAUUGCUUGUUGAAUGUAAAAUUUCUAUUCCAAACUAUAUUGUAGCGAAGUAUGUGUGUUUAGGAUGAUCAUAUAUAAUAACAAAUAGAUCACGUUAUGAUCUUAAUACAACCUAUCGUUCCUUAUGUUUAACAAUAAUUUGAGCAAUAAAUCAUGUUUCUCAUUGAACAAAUUAGCGUCAAUGUCUGAUUUUUUAAAAAAUUUAAUCAUUCUGUAAUCAUGAACUAUCAUCUAAACCACAACAUUGACGAGCCACACAUUGAAAAUAAAGAAAGAAAACAGAUCAGGUGAACAUUGAGAUUAAAAAGAAAAAAAAAAAAAAAAUAAGUGGAAGUACUAUUUGUGUGACUAGAGUAAUAAGUCUAGGACGAUGUAACAAGCUCGUCUAAACGGAUAUUAUAGAGUAUGUUGUACGUAUUACCAUUACAUGUAGCACGACGCAAUGUAAAUUAAAGAUUAACUUGCGAUUUACGUCAGCAUAUAAACUGA